Dentiscutata erythropus is the source of this 501-nucleotide messenger RNA. Lineage: Eukaryota; Fungi; Glomeromycota; Glomeromycetes; Diversisporales; Gigasporaceae. The record is from the annotation of a GenBank genome assembly.
AUGUUAGAAAAAGAAAAUCCUAUAGUAUUUUUUGAUAUAUCUAUUGGGGGCCAGCCGGCCGGUAGAAUGAAAAUAGAAUUAUUUGCUGAUGUAGUUCCUAAAACCGCUGAAAAUUUUAGACAGUUGUGCACGGGAGAACACAAAAAAAAUGGUGUACCGCAAGGUUAUAAAUCUGCAACUUUCCAUAGAGUAAUUAAAGAUUUUAUGGUUCAAGGUGGCGAUUUUGUAAAGGCUGAUGGGACUGGUUCAUUUAGUAUCUAUGGAGAGAAAUUUUCCGAUGAAAAUUUUGAGCUUAAGCACAAUGGGCCUGGCCUUCUCUCAAUGGCAAAUAGCGGACCUAAUACCAAUGGAUGCCAGUGUGAUUUUUUGGAUGGAAAACAUGUCGUUUUUGGGAAGCUCAUUGAUGGUUUGCUAACACUGAGGAAAAUAGAAAAUGUUUCGACUGGACCUGGGAAUCGACCGAAACUGCCUGUAGUCAUAACAGAAUGUGGUCAAUAUUAA